Molecule: messenger RNA, 1005 nt
Organism: Pneumocystis carinii B80
Lineage: Eukaryota; Fungi; Ascomycota; Pneumocystomycetes; Pneumocystales; Pneumocystaceae
Product: dimethyladenosine transferase
Exons: 8
Coding region: 47-961 (304 amino acids)
Biological process (GO): rRNA methylation
Cellular component (GO): mitochondrial matrix
Molecular function (GO): rRNA (adenine-N6,N6-)-dimethyltransferase activity
Source: RefSeq, a predicted model, not a curated record
CAAUUGUAUACACGAUACUCUUUUUUAAAUUGUCACAUCUUUAAAUAUGGGGAAAUAUAAAGAAAAAAAUAAUAUCAUACGAAGAGCAGUAUCUAAUAAUAUUUUUAAACUUAAUAAAGAUAUUGGUCAGCAUAUUUUAAAGAACCCUUUAGUUAUACAAGGAAUCGUUGAUAAGGCAGAUCUAAAGCCUUCUGAUAUUGUACUUGAAGUAGGGUCUGGAACCGGAAAUCUUACUAUUAGGAUUCUACAAAAAGCAAAAAAGGUUAUAGCCGUUGAAAUGGACCCACGUAUGAGUAUGGAACUUAUUAAACGUGUACAGACAAUAUCUGAACAAAAGCGUUUGGAAAUUCUUCUAGGAGAUGUUAUUAAAAUUGAUCUUCCAUAUUUUGAUGUUUGUAUAUCUAAUACACCAUAUCAAAUUUCUAGUCCUCUUGUUUUUAAACUACUUAGGCAAAAUCCUCCACCUCGAUUAGCUAUACUAAUGUUUCAACGAGAAUUUGCGAUGAGGCUCCUUGCUAAGCCAGGCGAUUCUUUCUACUGUCGUUUGAGUGUUAAUGUGCAGAUGUGGGCCAAAGUUACGCAUGUAAUGAAAGUGGGAAGAAAUAACUUUAAACCACCUCCUCAAGUAGAAAGCAGUGUUGUCAAGAUAGAGCCUAAAGUUCCACCUCCUCCAAUUAAUUUUGAGGAAUGGGACAGUCUCCUUCGAAUAUGUUUUAUUCGAAAAAAUAAGACUAUAUCAUCCGGGUUUAAAACAUCUUCUGUACUUAAUAUGUGUGAGAAAAAUUAUAAGAUUUGGUGUUCUCAAAAUAAUAUAACGAUGAAUAAUAUUUCUAUAAAAGAUAAAAUCGAAAAGGUAUUAGAUUCUAUAGAUUUUACUAAUAAACGAGCUCGAAAAUGUCAUGAAAGUGAUUUUUUAAAGUUAUUGUAUGCAUUUAAUAAAGAAGGAAUUCAUUUUGCUUAAUUAUUUCUAUUAAUAAUUAAUACAUUUUUAUAUUAUUUAUAAAG